AUGAAAGAUGUUGUUGCCACAAUGGUUUUGUCAAAACAAUGGAAGUCUCUUUGGAUGUUUGUGACUAUACUCGUAUACGAUGAUAGCUAUCAAAACAUUGAUUAUGAAAGAUUUUCCUGCUUUGUAGACAAGUGUUUGUUUCUGCACGAGGGUCCAUUUAUAGAAACUUUGCAUUUCAUACUUGGUCAAACAUGUGGUGCUGAAGAUAUUAGAGUCUGGAUUAGAGCUGCAGAUAAGUGUUCUGUGCGUGAACUGCAUAUCCAGUUCAUCAGCCCUUCUAGUGCAUCUUUAACCAUACUUCCAAGGAGCUUGUACACACGGUGGAAAUUGCUUGUUACCUUGAAACUAGUUGACGCGGUUCUUGUGGACGAUGUUAGCUGUCUAAUUUCUUUCCCUUCCCUCAAAAUACUGAAUCUUGGAUUCUUGAAGUAUCCAGGUGGUGAUGAAUUUGUCAACAAGCUUUUAUCAAGUUGUCCUGUGCUUGAAGAAUUGGUUGUGGUGCAGUGUCCUGAUGAUAAUAUGUUCCUUCUUUGGAGACGUUGGAAAUGCUAUGGGUUUUGUGCCAUUGAGAAUGAAAUGCCUAAUAUUGAUGCAUAUCAUGUUGGUAGUAUCUUCCACCAUCUUGUAGAGUUAACGCUAUGCAGAUGUGAUGAGCAGUGGUUGAACCUACUUCUUCGUUUGCUUGGAGAUUCCCCUAAAUUACGAUCUCUCAAUCUUAUUCAGGACAUAGGGUUUGAGAAAGAAAUGGAAGAAACCGUGUGUGUCCUUCGCGGCGAAUGGGAGUGUAGCGUGGUUAUGACCUUUUGUGAUUCAGGUGAGACGGCGCCUUUAAGUAAUGGGAAAAUGCCCCUUUUUUUAGUCAGCAACGAUGUGGAGUUGGCGCUGUUGAAAAGGAGAAUAAUUCAGUUUCUUAGGAUGAGGUUGUACGUUACAGUUAAGGAAGUUUCGGAGGCUGUUGGGUGCGGGGUGGAAGAAGAACCCCUCUGCGAUGAUGUCCUCUUGGCGUAUGCGGAGGGACUAGAAGCACAGGACAAAGUACAAGACAAAGGUGAAAGAGUUGAUGGUGUUGUUAAUGGACAAGAAGGGUAG
Molecule: messenger RNA, 1089 nt
Organism: Camelina sativa (false flax)
Lineage: Eukaryota; Viridiplantae; Streptophyta; Magnoliopsida; Brassicales; Brassicaceae
Source: RefSeq, a predicted model, not a curated record